Molecule: messenger RNA, 1464 nt
Organism: Setaria italica (foxtail millet)
Lineage: Eukaryota; Viridiplantae; Streptophyta; Magnoliopsida; Poales; Poaceae
Product: E3 ubiquitin ligase BIG BROTHER-related
Exons: 8
Coding region: 180-929 (249 amino acids)
Biological process (GO): protein ubiquitination; negative regulation of organ growth
Molecular function (GO): ubiquitin-protein transferase activity; ubiquitin conjugating enzyme binding
Source: RefSeq, a predicted model, not a curated record
CGUGAUUACGCGACGCCACUGUACUUGGGGCGGGCGGCCAUGAGCCACCACCAGGCAAAGCUGUGGACCGCACCUCCUCACUCCUCACUCGGCCAGCUCCGCCCUUCGCCAAAUCUAUCCGAUCUGUGCACUGUGCAGCAAUCUCUCUUCAGCGCACGAGGAGCUUGUGACUUGUGAGCAUGUAUGCGCGACGCAACAAAUCUGGAAAGAAGGACGCAUCUGUCUGUUAUAUGAAGGCUCCUCUACCGUAUGCCAUUGAAGAGAAUCAUGGUGGUUGCUUCUUUGACGAUGACGACGAUCUUGCAGAAGUUCUUCAAGAUCAGGAAAUAUUGUAUCAAUUAAUUCAAGGAAAUAAAGGUAGCAGUUCAUCAAGAACUCAUUCACCUCCCAGUUCUAGCUAUGGCCAUGAUAGGACAUCAAAGGGACGAAAACCAGAAGUUGUAAAGUAUGACUAUGAGUUGCAACUAGCGGUUGAUGAAGCUUUAGCUAGAGAGUUGCAAGAAAUGGAGGGUCAACUAGCCAAAACUUCACUUUAUGACAAUAAGGGAAGAAAGCCAAUAUCUUCUUCAUCAUCUGAUAGGGGCCAUAGUUCUGCAAGCAGACCUCCUCAGGUAGUGGAGGAGGAUGGCAUUGAUCCCGAUAAUAUGACUUAUGAGGAACUACAACAGUUAGGGGAAGCCAUUGGUACCCAAAGCAAAGGGCUGCCUGAAAGUGUCAUAGCACUGUUACCAACUUCAACUUGCAAAAUUAGGAUAUUCUCAAGAAAGGAAAAACAUGAAGAAUGUGUGAUCUGCUGUAUGGCUUACAAGAACCGAGAUAGGCUAACUAAAUUGCCCUGUGGACAUCAGUAUCAUCAAGCUUGUGUUGCUAAAUGGUUACAGAUCAAUAAGGUAUGCCCUGUUUGCAAUAAGGAGGUUUUCGGCUCGUAAAAUGGGCAUUGCAGAUUCAUCUUAUCGCCAGCUCCAGCAACCAACUGGACUGCUGCGGUAUAUGGCUGUCAUUCGUAUGAGCAUGCUGCAUGGUUGCUGAAGGUAGCGCACUGUAUUGCUCAAGGAUGCAACACCAGCCAGAUCAGGUGGUGCCUCGAGGAAAAUCAAUACGAUCACUGCUUCUGAACUCGAGUCACUGGGACAUUCAGACUUGAUGUCACAAUGUAGCUCUUUUUUAUUAUCUCAUUAUGUAUAUUGGUCAUGGUCAGUUCAUUUCAGUAUUUUGGCUCCACCUCAUCCUCAUUCAGUUCAGCCAUACUCUCCGGAGCCUUGCAACGUGGAUUGAAUCAGUAGCGGCAUGAAAAUUUAGGCACUGUUGAAUUUUUUGUAGUAGCAGCCUAGCACUAGCAGGCACUACGAUUAGCCAAUGGUCAGAUUGCUGGAGUCUGACUUCUGAUUUCCUCGGCGGCUCGGCCAACCAUUUUGGACUAUGGCUGCAUCAUAAUGUUAUCUACUUCGGUAGGAUUGAUCCUUC